UGCUUCCGGGAUUUAUUUUAUCAACAUGGCUGCUUCGUGAAGCCACUUGUAUGUUUCCGCUAAAUACAUACACGCAUUUUAUUGAUAGUUGUACGUAAAUAUUUGCGAUUAAAUUUUUAGAGUAAGUAGGUCGAUUGUCAGUCAGUAUGUUUCAAAUUAUUACCAGAAGUAACCCGGUAAUCCGGCUUCUCGCCCCCCGUGGAGCCGUGCUUGUUGAGGCUGUCCGGGGUAGGAAGACCCGCACCGAUCCAAAGGCCAAAUCCAAAGAGGGGCGCAUCAAAACGCCACCUCCCGUCGACCCGGUAGAGAUGGUGGUCCUCAGGGAGAGAUUCACCGAAUAUGACCUGAUCAUGAGAGCGCUGAGGCUGGAGUUCAAGGAGGAGAUGCUGAGGAAGAGAUAUGAAGAGGAAGUGGGCUCCCUGGCGGAGGAGAGGGCGAAGCAGGAGGCGGAGGAGCACCGCUCCCUCAUGACCUGGAACCAGGAGGAGAACCUUCGCAUGCUCAAGAUCAGGGAACUGAGAGUUCAGAAAGAGGUGGAAGCUGCUGAGGUCAAGAAGACAGAGGCAGCUAUUCUGCGAGAGCAGGCCAUGGAAAGCUUUGUUAAAGAGAAAGGAGAGGAGAUAAUGCGGAUUCAGGAGGAAGCCAAGAGCUUCAUCAACCUGGAGAACCUGGACCAGCGUAUUGAAGAAGCCCUGGACAACCCUAAGAACUAUAACUUUGCCAUCGACAAAGAUGGCCGCGUGGUGAAGAGGACUGUGCUGCAGUGAGAGAGACUGAGGAUGGCUGGAAGUGUAGGGUGAAGUUGCCCCUAGACUCUGAUCUGGAUUCAGUUUAGCAUUUCCCCCACUAUGGUUAAGGUUAGGAUUGUGGGAUUGGAAGCUGAUUCUGGAUCUAUACCUAAUGGAAACUUCACCUUGGAGCCUGGCUGGAGGCCUCAGAGGAGACUGUAUGAGAGUCGCGACUGAUUGAUCUACAAAUCACCUAGCAUCAUAAAUAAACUAGUCAUUAUUAUUUGUAGAUCAGUCAGUCACAAUUUACCCACAAUGCAUCACACAAUGCUCUGGAACAAGCCAGUGUGACCUUUUCUCAUUCGGGCAAAAGCCCGUCCUCUACCCUCUCUCCUUCCUCUGUGACCCGGAAACCGAUAAGUUAUUGAGAUGUCAAUUCGUUAGUAGGCAAACUGAAGAGGCCUACUCCCUUCCUCGAUAGCCACGUUUCAUUGAGGAUAGACAUGUGUAUCCUACCUGAGUCCUUCACUGAACAGUUGUGAUAUCUACCACGCCCACUUAGAAACAGCAGGUUUUUUUAUUUAUUGUCAGAGGAGAAAAGCAUGAACACGUUUUAAAAACAAUAUGCUACUUCUCCUUCGUCUAGAAAAUGUCUUGCUCAAUCAUGAUGUGGUUAGCUGGGGUGUAGUUAUUUGUCCAAACCCUAGCAAAUUGUGCCGUUUAUGUUAGUAAUGUGGGGGGGGGGGAAUCGAUUAGUUACGUAUCGCAAUGUUAUUUUUGAUGAUAUUACACAGUGUACAAAACAUUAAGUAUACCUGCUCUUUUCAUGACAGACUGAAUCCAGGUGAAAGCUAUGAUCCGCUUGUUAAAUCCACUUCAAUCAGUGUAGAUGAAGGGGAGGUGAUGGGUUAAAGAAGGAUUUUUAAGCCUUGAGACACUUGAGUCAACAUGGACCAGCAUCCCCUGUGGAACGCUUUCGACACCUUGUAGAGUCCAUGUCCUGAUGAAUUGAGGCUGUUCUGAGGGCAACUCAAUAUUAGGAAGGUGUUCUUAAUGUUUUGUACACUCGGUGUAUAGCGAUACUGUAAAAGGAGACCCCCCCCUGUUCCUGGGCCAGAACUCCAGUAUUGUUCAUCCUGUAGAUUUUUCUCCAUCUUAUCUUUAUUUCCAAUUUAUCAAAAAUUGUUUCAAAUCAAAUUUAUUUAUAUAGCCCUUCUUACAUCAGCUGAUAUCUCAAAGUGCUGUACAGAAACCCAGCCUAAAACCCCAAACAGCAAGCAAUGCAGGUGUAGAAGCACGGUGACUAGGAAAAACUCCCUAGAAAGGCCAAAACCUAGGAAGAAACCUAGAGAGGAACCAGGCUAUGAGGGGGGGCCAGUCCUCUUCUGGCUGUACUAAAUGUCAUAAUAUAAAGAUACAAUGUACAUUUGAGAAACAUACAAAACACACAACAAGUUUCUCCAUGUACAAUUCUAAUGCUCUCUCUUGCCUCUGCAGCAGACAUAUAGUGACCAAUAUGUUUGGCAAGGUCCCUCACAAUGGGGAUAAUAUCGUAUCGUGAGGCCCCUGACAAUUCGCAAACCUAGUUUCUAUUGGACCAAUUCAGAUAGGUCCCUCCCUGUUUCGUUUGCUUCCAUUUUGUUCUGUUUGGUUCCUUGUGAAUACAGCCCUGAUUUGUUAAAUUACCUACUCAAGCGUUGUAAUAUCUGUCAUGCGUCUCGAUGUAUUCGUGGCAGGAACUCAACCCUUAAAAAGGACAGCCUACUCUGUGUGUGAUGAUGAACAGUUUCCUGGCACAAUUACCCAUGUCUCCACUUGUUUGGUUAUGGCGGGGAUUUACAGGUUAUGAAACUGUUGUAAAACUUCAAACUAUGGACUUUGCUUCAAGCUUGUAGAUCUCAUCUGUCAAGUACACAAUGGGAACAUUAUGUAAUAAAUAAUAGUUUCUUCCUGA
Messenger RNA from Salmo salar (Atlantic salmon), 2682 nucleotides. RefSeq names its product mitochondrial ribosomal protein S26 (gene mrps26). Gene Ontology annotation, cellular component: mitochondrial small ribosomal subunit. Lineage: Eukaryota; Metazoa; Chordata; Actinopteri; Salmoniformes; Salmonidae. The record is from RefSeq and is a predicted model, not a curated record.